Messenger RNA from Diprion similis, 1350 nucleotides. RefSeq lists its product as uncharacterized. Lineage: Eukaryota; Metazoa; Arthropoda; Insecta; Hymenoptera; Diprionidae. Gene Ontology annotation, molecular function: olfactory receptor activity; odorant binding. The record is from RefSeq and is a predicted model, not a curated record. Gene Ontology annotation, biological process: detection of chemical stimulus involved in sensory perception of smell; sensory perception of smell. The coding region runs from base 1 to 1350 and encodes 449 amino acids. Gene Ontology annotation, cellular component: plasma membrane. The transcript is spliced from 7 exons.
AUGAAGGUCCAGUUAUCACUUAAGAUGGUCUUACGCAUUAUAAGACUCUCUUCGUCCAUAAUGUUGAGAUGGCCGCUGCCUCCUGAUGCGAAGCGUACCGACAUCCUGAAACAUUGGAUUGCAACGGUUUUUCAACUGUUCAAUUCAGUAUUAUCUAUCCUUGGACUGAUACUGAAUGUGAUCCGUAACCAUGACGACCCUGCAACCUUUUCCUCAAGUCUAACCGAUCUGAAUGCAGCUGUAUCAAACGUAUUGUUCACAGUCGUCUGCGAAGUCGAGACAAAUCGCCUUCAUGUUGAGUACAAACAAAUUUUUGCUUAUCUCAUAAAUUUAUGUCGAAAGAAAAUAAGAGAUGUAGAAUGUCUAAUGGAAGAUCCUGAAAUCCGUUAUCGUCGCACUGUUAUUGGGCAUCACAUGUUGCAAAUCGCGUUUAGUUAUAAUUUCGCGUACACGCACAAUCAUGGGUUCGGGAUUUGUAAGGCUAGCUUGGGUUCACUCGGUAUCAGUAAGGUUACUUUGGCACUGAUAACCGAAAUAACGAUGUUUAUGAAAGAAGCUACCGACGAAGAAUCCGCUAUGGUUGACCUCUACAUGAGCAAAUGUUCACUGCUCCAUGCUUGGGUUAUUUCCUUGGCUAUUCUCGGUCCAUCAGCCUAUAUAAUCGCCCCCACUUUCUUAGUUCAGCCCUUUCCGGGUAAAGCCGCAUACCCGUUUUCAGUAGAGCCAACUUGGAUUUGGGCUUCCAUAUACGCUUCGCAUUCUAUUACUGUAAUAAACAUCGGAAUCACAUUAAUCAUGAACUUACUCUACGUAAAUAUGAUCUGGUUUACCAUUGCACGAUCUGAAAUGGUGUGCACAGACAUUGGAAAGGCGGCCAACGAAACUGAUGUCAGCAAAUGUGUUCGAAAGCAUCAAGAAUUGUUAAGUUUUGCAGAUAGAAUGUCGAUACCCGUGCGUCGUAUGGCUUGUCAGGUAGCAGCGAGCAACUUGGCGGCUGUGGUGUUUGGAGGACUGCUGUUCACUUACUGGAGGUCAUUUUCAUUAGUCGACUUCGUCAUGUUGGUUUUCUUCAUGUUCUUCGCCUUGGUUCAGCUGUUUUUGUACGCUUGGCCUGCGGACCACCUAAUUCAAUCGAGCCUACGAGUAUCAGAAACCGUUUUGCAUAGCCAGUGGAUGGGAAAAUCGCCGCAGACGCGCAAGUUGUUACUCUUCAUGAUGCAGAGGGCCACUCAGCCAUUAGUCAUCAAAGUGGACGGCCUACUUCCGGUUUUGAAUCUGGAAAUGUUUGGAAGUGCGUUGACGACCAGUUUCUCGUACAUCGCAACCCUGCUAACUAUUUUCGGCAACUGA